CUGCUACGAAGAAUGGAGUAUACAUUCGGUGAAGGUCAAAGAAAGGCCAAGGAUAGGUCCAAGACUAUUAGACAUAACAGGUGCAUCCAGAACUUGCAGCGUUCCAAAUCUGAUAUUGAGAACUACGACUUCUGUGAUUACCCUAAUCUGGAUUACGAUUAUCUCAACCUGAAGAAAGGAGAGGUCAGCUCUUUUAGUCUGGUUAAAAACACCAGUCAAGAUGAUGAUGAGGAUGAGAAGGAAGAGAUCUACCAGGAAGAUAGCUCUUCAAUAUCCCCUGUGAAGGGCUAUAAACCUAGGAGAGCAAAACAUCCAGACAAAGAGAACCACAGGGCUUACAAAGCUAAGACAGUUACGGACAAACCUAAAGAAUUCAGAGGUAAAACUCGUGACCACUCAGGCGACCGUAGAGAAGACGAAACUGAAGAUGAGACUGAUAAAGAAAAGAAUGACAAAGCCAAGGAAGAAACUAAAUUCUUAUUUAACCCCAAUCCUAUGUUAGAGAGGGAUUCUAAGCUAGUAGACCAGUUUCCUGACUGCACUAUCAGACACUUCGAAAGAGUCCAGUACAUCGGAAGAGGAGCCUUCGGAAAUGUGACUCUUGUGAAUUGCAAAUUAAACAAUUUACCUUACGCACUGAAGGAGAUGAGUAAAGAUGAGAUCUCCAGACAGAACAGAUUUAAGCACCUCAUGAGAGAAAAGGAUAUCAUGAACAAAUGUAGUCAUAACAACAUCGUAAGAUUAGAGACCACCCUUAAAGAUGAAGAAAAUUGUUACUUUGUGCUAGAAUACCACCCUAUUGGAGAUUUAGCAGGCUUAAUCAGAAGUAGGAUUAGGCUGAGUAGGAGUCUAACUAGGUUCUACGCCAAGGAAAUCAUCUCCGUGCUUGAAUAUUUCCAACAAAACAAUAUCGUCCAUAGAGAUAUGAAACCGGACAACAUCCUGAUAGAUGGUUGUUUUCAUUGCAAGAUCUGUGAUUUUGGCGCAGCCAAAAUUAUCGAUCCUGCUCAGGUGAAUGAAGAACUAUCAAAAGUUAGCUUUGAUUACGGCAAUGACUCCAGUGAUAUUGAUACUGAUCCAGCCUUUGAGCUAGAAGAUUUUGGAGGAAGAUUCAGUGAUGAUGAAGAAGAAAGUAGAGGAGGAACCUUUGUGGGUACGCCGUUGUACGUCUCGCCAGAAAUGCUGGACCACAACAUCGCAUGCUUCGGAUCAGAUUUAUGGGGAUUGGGUUGCAUCAUCUACCAAUGUCUCACAGGUUUCCCUCCAUUCAAAGGUGAGACGGAAACUGCUGUAUUCGAGGCUAUUCUUGAACGAGAGGUUACUUUUCCUGAUGAUAUGGAUCAAAAUGCAAAAGAUUUAAUCAAAUAAACUGCUAGUCAAAGACCCUCGUGAGAGAUUAGGUGCUGGCCCAAAAAGGAGUGGCAGAACUCUUAAAGACCUCAAAAAGCAUCCAUUCUUGAAGGGGACUAAAUGCAAGAACCUGUAUAAAAAGAGACCACCUGUGCCCAGGAGGCUAAUCAGGAAGGUCAACCAGGAUUAUACCAAACAGAACAUUUGUAACGCCAUCAAAGAAGAUGAUGAUAUCCUCAGUGAGUGUGGGGAUGCUAAGAAAGAAGUCAAGGUAUUCGAGACAGGGCAAGUGAAAAGUUAUCGCAAAAACAGAGAGUAUAUCUAUAAAUAACAGAGUAAAGUUUCAAUGAGGGUUCAAAAUUAA
This is a messenger RNA of Moneuplotes crassus, 1714 nucleotides long. NCBI's taxonomy places the organism in Eukaryota, Ciliophora, Spirotrichea, Euplotida, Euplotidae. The record is from the annotation of a GenBank genome assembly.